Messenger RNA from Pungitius pungitius (ninespine stickleback), 2523 nucleotides. RefSeq names its product mono-ADP ribosylhydrolase 2 (gene macrod2). Bases 183 to 1409 code for a protein of 408 amino acids. NCBI's taxonomy places the organism in Eukaryota, Metazoa, Chordata, Actinopteri, Perciformes, Gasterosteidae. The transcript has 18 exons. The record is from RefSeq and is a predicted model, not a curated record.
GCAAUCACUGUAGGUUGAGCCGACUGAGGUCCAUAGAAAUUUGACAGCUUCACAGGUGAGACAACCGUCCAGAGGCUGUUUCACUUUACGUUUCAGUUUUUCCCCCCGGAGCACUAUUCACUGUGAGUCUGGGUUUGCUACAGUCAAAAAACAACCAUUCGAAGUCAAGCGAUUCCGGCAGCAUGAGCAAAAAGAAAAAGGACUGGAAGACUGAGAAAGAGAGACUGCUCCGUCUAGAUCGGGAGGAAAGACGAAAGGAGUAUCGCCGUCAAGAUUUUAUAUCUUUGGACAAGAUCCCAACCUUGCGAGAGGAAAACGGACCCAAUGACAAAGAGGAAGGGAGUGAGGUGCCAGGCGGAGGACUGAGAGACAAAGUAUCUCUCUACAAAGGAGAUAUUACGGUCCUGGAGCUGGAUGCCAUUGUCAAUGCCGCAAACUCCAGUCUUCUGGGAGGAGGAGGAGUGGACGGCUGCAUACACAAAGCGGCGGGGUCCUGUCUGUAUGAUGAGUGCCAUUCACUAAAUGGCUGUGAAACCGGCAAGGCCAAGAUCACCUGCGGCUAUGAUCUCCCUGCAAAAUAUGUGAUCCAUACCGUGGGCCCGGUGGCCAGAGGUCAUGUGGGCCCUACCGAGACCAGCGACCUCACCUCCUGCUAUCAGAGCUCUCUCAGGCUGAUGAAGGAACAUGACUUGACCACUGUGGCCUUCCCAUGUAUAUCCACAGGCAUCUAUGGCUUUCCGAAUGAGCCUGCAGCUGGUAUUGCUUUGAACACGGUGAAGAGCUGGAUCGAAGAGAAUCCAGAUAAGAUCACACGGGUCAUUUUCUGUGUCUUUCUCGAGACGGACUUUACCAUCUACCGUAAGAAAAUGUCUGAUAUCUUUCCAGACAAUGACAUGGAGGUUACGGCGGAGCAGCAGAAGGGAGACGACACACCCCCAUCUACUAAACCCACAACCCAGGAAGAAAGGGACGAGAGUAACAGGGGUAAGGAGGAAGAAGGUGACGAAGGCGAGGCUGACGAUGCUGCAGCAGGAGAUGAAGACGUGGACAUGGCGAGUCAAAACCCAGAUGAAAAUUCUGGAAAUGAGGAACCAAGUCAAGAAAAGGAUGAAGAUGAAAAUGAACAAGAGAAACAUGAAGAUAUAGGAAUUGGCAACAAGGAAGAGAAAGAGGAAGUCAAAGGCAUCGACAACAAGAAAGAGGAAGUCACAGCGGAGGAAGAGCCGCCCGCAGUGAAGGCCGACGAUGCAGCAAAGUUCACUGUGGAGAUGGAAGAUGUAUCUGAGAUCAGCCACACUGGCACCAGCAAUGGAGAAGAGAUGAAAGAUCCUGUCGAGCGCUCAGAAGAACCUGAUUCUAUUCUAACAGACAGCAUUCAGUCCAAAGACACCGUUGAGAAGAAAGAAUGACCAGCUGUGGGGAGGACAAUCAACCAAUUCUCACAGCCAGCAGAACUGUGCUAAGGCCAACCACACUGGUGUCAGACGGGCCCAUGUCAGAAUGGGCUCUGACAUGGGCCCAGGACAACCAGUUACUCACAAGAUGCUCACACCCCACCUUCAUUUAGCCUAUUCCCACUUUGUUCAGAAACUACCCACCCCCGAAGUAUGUAUAUGUAUGUGCAAAACCUUGCUAUAUGACUUGAGCAUAUCAACCAGAAUGAGAAGAGCCAUACCUCACCGUGUGUUGCAGAUACUGUACUUUGCCAGCAGGGUGCGAUGAGAUAAACCAGGUUCAAGUCUCUUAAUUUGACCUACUGUGGGAGCAUGUUAAAGCUGUGAGCCAAUCAUCCUUCUGUUUAACAGUGGAAUUACCUGACAACAGCCUGGCAUGUCUCCUCACACACUACUGUAGCUCCAUUGUUUCGUUGAAUCAGUAAAAACACUCUUGAUUCAGACCACAGUCUGCAAGGCGGUGUGUCGGUCCCCAGCCGCUUUAACGAGGAACAUCACUGAUUACAUCUGAUCUCUGCCUCUGCUGUAACUGCCGCUUAACUCGUUUUACUAAGAAACUGUUCAUCAAGGCCCAGGUACACUAAAGAGGAUAUUAGAACAAAUCAAUUGGUUCGUGUCCCCCUUUUACAGCCGUUAGAAAUGCAUGCCAGAUAAUUGCUUUGAACUUCAUCAACAUAAAUUACAGUCCUCUUCGCUUUGGCUUGUCUCCUUAUCAGAUUGUCUAUAACUAUAUUGAAGGAAUCUGCCUUAUUUCAUAUCAAACUACAAAAUCACCAUCACCAGAAAUGUGAGUUCUUGGCUUCGAUUGCUUGCAGAUGAUUUGUAAUUUUGAGUUCAACAUAAUAAUAGUAAUGACAGAUGCCUGUUGGUAAUGGGUUCUUGUUUUCUUCCUCAUUUGAUUUUUAAACAUGGUUUUGCUUUCUCUUAAAUGUUGUGAUUUCUGAAUUAUUUUCAUUGGUGCCAUACUAAAGAUCAGAUUAAUUAUAGUUCUAUGAAAUGAUGCCUUCAUACUUUGAUGUUUGCUUUGCGAAACUAUAACAGAAACAGCUAAUAAAACUUAAAGGUUGAA